AUGGACAAGGGAGAAACCCCCACCUUCGUUACGUCGCGGAGGCAGGAGGUCAUUGAUCUAACGUUGGGCUCUUUCUCUAUAGCUCACAUGAUCUCAAACUGGAGAGUGUCUGAUGAACCGUCUCUUUCGGAUCACAGGCACAUUCUUUUCCAACUAAACCUGUCAUUCAAUGAACGGUUGGAUAAACCACCUUUGCUCUGCCGGAAAGCAGGGCAGGUGGAAGAGGCGGCGGCAAUGAUAAGCGACGCUAUAACGGCGUCGUUUGAAGACAGCUGCAAGCUGCGAACUGUUCGGGGAAUGAAGAGAACACCUUGGUGGAACUCGGACCUUGAAAAAGUUCGUAAAGAGGUUCGAAGGCUCUUUAACAGGGCCAUGCGUACUAAGUUACCUGCGGACUGGGAGGAUCACAAACUCGCACAGCGCAGGUAUAAAGACCACAUUCGACGGUCUAAACGGGGAUCGUGGAGGACUUUCUGUGGCAACAUGGAAGGGCUUCCCGAAGUUCAAAAACUUCGCUCUGGAGACUAUGUAACUUCGGAACCGCCAGAAGGUGCUACCCGGGUCGGUGCAAGGCCGAUCGACUGGAGAGUAGCUGCCGGGGUUGUUACCGAGGGAUCCUUGAGAUGGGCUAUCAAUACGUUUAGCCCAUUUAAGAGCGCAGGACCUGAUGGGAUAUUUCCGGCUCUUUUGCAAAAGGGCCUGGAACCAUUACUUCUGCACUUGUUGCACCUCUUUAGGGCCUCUGUGGCUUUGGGGUACAUCCCAUAA
Molecule: messenger RNA, 768 nt
Organism: Photinus pyralis (common eastern firefly)
Lineage: Eukaryota; Metazoa; Arthropoda; Insecta; Coleoptera; Lampyridae
Exons: 4
Coding region: 1-768 (255 amino acids)
Source: RefSeq, a predicted model, not a curated record